AUGUUGGACCCGUCGUCCAGCGAGGAGGAGUCGGAGGAGCUGGUGGAGGAGGAGAGCGGCAAGGAGCCGCUGGCUCCCGCCGCGGCGCGGCUCUCGCCCAGCCGCCCCGGCGAGGGCCCGGGCGGCGGCGGCGGCGGCGGCGGUGCCGGCGGCGGUGGGAGCGCCGGGGGGCUGCAGCCCGGCGGGCGCGGCAGCAGCGCGGCGCGGCCCGCCAGCCCCAGCCCCUCGGUGGCCAGCGAGAAGGAGAAGGACGAGCUGGAGCGGCUGCAGCGGGAGGAGGAGGAGAGGAAGAAGAAGCUGCAGCUCUACGUCUUCGUCAUGCGCUGCAUCGCCUACCCCUUCAACGCCAAGCAGCCCACCGACAUGGCCCGCCGGCAGCAGAAGAUAAGUAAGCAGCAGCUCCAGACAAUCAAAGAUCGUUUCCAGGCCUUUCUCAAUGGAGAAACCCAGAUUGUGGCAGAUGAAGCAUUUAUAAACGCUGUCCAGAGCUACUACGAGGUGUUCCUGAAAAGCGACCGCGUUGCCAGGAUGGUGCAGAGCGGAGGGUGCUCAGCAAACGACUCCCGGGAGGUCUUCAAGAAGCACAUUGAGAAGAGAGUGCGCAGCCUGCCAGAAAUUGAUGGCCUCAGCAAGGAGACAGUGCUGAGCUCUUGGAUGGCAAAGUUUGAUGCUAUUUACCGUGGGGAGGAGGAUCCCCGGAAGCAGCAGGCCAGGAUGACAGCGAGCGCUGCCUCGGAGCUCAUUCUCAGCAAGGAGCAGCUCUAUGAGAUGUUCCAGAACAUUUUGGGGAUCAAGAAAUUUGAGCAUCAGCUUCUCUACAAUGCAUGUCAGCUGGACAACCCUGAUGAGCAAGCAGCACAGAUCAGACGUGAGUUAGAUGGACGUCUCCAAAUGGCAGAACAAAUUGCUAAGGAGCGCAAGUUUCCCAAGUUUGUGUCCAAAGAAAUGGAGAACAUGUACAUUGAGGAGCUGAAGUCAUCUGUCAAUCUCCUGAUGGCAAACUUGGAGAGCAUGCCUGUGUCUAAAGGAGGCUCUGAGUUCAAGCUGCAGAAGCUGAAGCGUAGCCACAACACCUCAAUAAUUGACAUGGGAGAGGAAAAUGAGAACCAGCUUUCCAAGUCAGACGUCGUGUUGUCGUUCUCCCUGGAGGUUGUCAUCAUGGAGGUGCAGGGGCUGAAGUCGCUGGCCCCCAACCGCAUCGUGUACUGCACCAUGGAAGUUGAAGGUGGGGAGAAGCUGCAGACAGACCAGGCUGAAGCCUCAAAGCCAACCUGGGGCACCCAAGGAGACUUCACAACAACCCAUGCACUUCCUGCAGUGAAGGUGAAGCUGUUCACGGAGAGCACAGGAGUGCUGGCUCUGGAGGACAAAGAGCUUGGGAGGGUUGUUCUCCACCCUACUCCUAAUAGCCCAAAGCAGUCAGAGUGGCACAAGAUGACUGUUUCCAAAAACUGCCCCGAUCAAGACCUGAAGAUCAAGCUUGCUGUGCGAAUGGAUAAGCCUCAAAACAUGAAGCACUCUGGGUAUUUAUGGGCCAUUGGUAAAAAUGUUUGGAAGAGAUGGAAGAAACGAUUCUUUGUCCUGGUCCAGGUUAGUCAAUAUACAUUUGCUAUGUGCAGCUACCGGGAGAAAAAAGCAGAACCUCAAGAGCUGCUGCAGCUGGACGGAUACACUGUGGACUACACCGACCCGCAGCCAGGUUUGGAUGGUGGCAGAACAUUCUUCAACGCUGUGAAGGAAGGAGACACGGUGAUUUUUGCGAGUGACGAUGAGCAGGACCGAAUCCUGUGGGUCCAAGCCAUGUACCGAGCCACUGGCCAGUCCCACAAACCUGUGCCACCUACCCAAGUGCAAAAGCUAAAUGCUAAAGGAGGAAAUGUACCCCAGAUAGAUGCUCCAAUCUCUCAAUUUUAUGCAGAUAGAGCUCAAAAGCAUGGCAUGGAUGAAUUUAUCUCUUCCAAUCCCUGUAACUUUGACCACGCUUCACUCUUUGAGAUGGUUCAGCGCCUCACUUUGGACCACAGACUUAAUGAUUCCUAUUCUUGUCUGGGCUGGUUUAGUCCUGGCCAGGUCUUUGUGCUAGAUGAGUAUUGUGCACGUAAUGGAGUGAGAGGCUGUCACAGACAUCUCUGCUACCUCAGAGAUUUGCUAGAGCGCGCAGAAAACGGAGCUAUGAUUGACCCCACCUUACUUCACUACAGCUUUGCCUUUUGUGCAUCACAUGUUCAUGGCAACAGGCCUGACGGGAUAGGAACGGUGACCGUGGACGAGAAGGAGCGUUUCGAGGAGAUCAAGGAGCGGCUCCGCGUGCUGCUGGAGAAUCAGAUCACACAUUUCAGGUACUGCUUUCCAUUUGGCCGUCCAGAGGGUGCACUGAAAGCCACUCUGUCGCUGCUGGAGAGGGUUCUGAUGAAAGACAUAGUUACUCCGGUCCCUCAAGAGGAGGUAAAAACAGUCAUCCGUAAAUGCUUGGAGCAAGCAGCUCUAGUCAAUUAUACUCGACUAUCAGAGUAUGCCAAAAUUGAAGGGAAAAAGAGAGAAAUGUAUGAGCAUCCUGUCUUCUGCUUGGCCUCUCAAGUGAUGGAUUUAACCAUUCAGAAUCAAAAGGAUGCAGCCCGUCCGCCCAAGCCUAAGCCGCCGGCUGGGCCACCAUCAUCUCCUCAAACGCAGACUAACAUGAUAGAUCAUAUGCUCAAAGGCAUGGCCAAACAGCCGCCAAAGAAUGUAGGCCGGUUAGUCACACCAGCUAAAAAGUUAGAAGAUACAAUACGUCUGGCAGAGUUGGUAAUUGAAGUCCUACAGCAAAACGAAGAGCACCAUGCAGAGGCCUUUGCUUGGUGGUCAGACCUAAUGGUUGAGCACGCGGAGACCUUCCUGUCGCUGUUUGCCGUGGAUAUGGAUGCAGCAUUGGAGGUGCAGCCCCCAGACACCUGGGACAGCUUCCCACUCUUCCAGCUCAUAAACGAUUCCCUCCGUAGUGACUAUAAUUUGUGCAAUGGAAAAUUCCACAAACACCUCCAAGACCUGUUUGCUCCACUUGUUGUUAGAUAUGUCGAUCUGAUGGAGUCCUCAAUUGCACAGUCAAUUCACAGGGGCUUUGAGCGGGAGUCAUGGGAGCCAGUAAAGAGUUUAACAAGUAAUCUGCCCAAUGUGAAUCUACCAAAUGUGAAUCUCCCUAAAGUACCAAAUCUACCAGUUAACAUCCCACUAGGCAUCCCACAAAUGCCUAGCUUUUCUGCACCGUCAUGGAUGGCUGCUAUUUAUGAUUCUGACAAUGGAUCAGGCACCUCAGAAGAUAUGUUCUGGAAACUUGAUGCCCUACAGACCUUCAUCCGGGAUUUGCACUGGCCUGAGGAGGAGUUUGGGAAGCACUUAGAGCAACGCUUGAAGCUCAUGGCAAGUGACAUGAUCGAGUCCUGUGUGAAAAGAACAAGGAUUGCAUUUGAAGUAAAACUGCAGAAAACCAGCCGAUCAACAGAUUUCCGAGUCCCUCAAUCAAUAUGCACCAUGUUUAAUGUCAUGGUGGAUGCCAAAGCUCAGUCUACAAAGCUUUGCAGUAUGGAAAUGGGCCAAGAGUUUGCAAAAGAGUGGCACCAGUACCAUUCAAAAAUAGAUGAACUAAUUGAGGAAACCGUCAAAGAAAUGAUAACACUCCUAGUGGCAAAGUUUGUCACCAUUUUGGAAGGAGUCUUGGCCAAACUGUCUAGAUAUGACGAAGGAACAUUGUUUUCUUCAUUCCUGUCAUUUACUGUGAAGGCUGCUUCCAAAUACGUGGAUGUACCCAAGCCAGGAAUGGAUGUUGCUGAUGCCUAUGUGACAUUUGUCCGCCACUCUCAGGAUGUCCUGCGUGAUAAGGUCAAUGAGGAGAUGUAUAUAGAAAGGUUAUUUGAUCAAUGGUACACCAGCUCCAUGAGUGUCGUGUGCACUUGGCUGACAGACCGCAUGGACCUGCAGCUCCACAUCUACCAACUGAAAACUCUCAUUAGGAUAGUAAAGAAAACAUACCGAGAUUUCCGAUUGCAAGGCGUGCUGGACUCCACCUUGAACAGCAAAACCUACGAGACCAUCCGGAACCGGCUGACGGUGGAGGAGGCCACGGCGUCGGUCAGCGAGGGCGGGGGGCUGCAGGGCAUCACCAUGAAGGACAGCGAUGAGGAGGAUGAGGAGGACGACUAGGGAAGCUGGAGCAGCGGCUGGGCUCGCCUGGUAUCCGUGCAUGUACCUCGUCUGUAACUCAGUUAGCCACAUUAGGAAUUUUUAUGUCAGCUCUAAAUGCCCAUGAGAAGUUUACCAAUACAAAUGCCAUGUUAGCUGUGUGGUAAUAAGAUUAGCACCUCUCUUUGAUUCAUCAGUUUCCUAAUUUCAUAUCUAUAUGUUCAUAAGCAAUAUGGAGCACCAUUGUUUAAUACUGUUAAUGGAAAAACUACAUAGAAAACAUCCUAGGUGUGUCCCUGUUAUUAAAGUUUAAACAAUGCUUCAUUAAUGUACUGUAUAUACAUUGAUGGUAAAUUGUUGUGAAGAUGAGUGACUCGAGUCCUUUCAUUUCUUUCUCUUCUGUGGAUGCCAACUGCUUAAAAUUAAUUAAAAAAACAGCUUUGUUUUUAAAAGAAAAAACAGGCAAUUACAAAUGAUUUUUUUGUUCUCUCUGUUCAUUUAAAAACCAGAAAACAAACAAACCCAGACAGCCGUUUGAAUCAUUCUGCAUCCUUGUUAAUGUACCAGGCUCUUCCCUUCGAUAUGCAGUUAACUCCAUAGAGACUACAUCCCAAAGGAUUAGUCAUUCUAAUUGCCACACCAGAUUAAUCCUAUCAUUAUGGAUAUAUCAUGCCACAUUACAAGUCCAAAGCAGUUGUUUUAUGUUGACGUUUGCUCCUCUAAAUGUUACAUUUUUGUUUAAAUUUCAAAUAACCGUGUAUGUACAAAGACAACUUUAAUUACAAUCUUAGACUCUACAAAUGUGUUUAUAAUAAUAUAUUGAAUAUUUAUUUCGGUAGAUUGUAACCAUAAUUUACAAUUCCUCUGUUUCACAAUCGUUUUUAUAUAUGUCAUGUACAUUGCAUUUUGACCAGUAACUGCAUGUCCAUCAGUUCCUUCUCCAGAGCUUUUACUUUCUGUGUAAAAUAGUGAUCCGUCUUGCUUUUUUUGCCUUAUACAAGCCGACAGUUGUAAAAGUGUGAGAACUGUGGCUUCUCAAUAAAUAACUAUUCAGAUGUCCUAAUAAUAAAUUAUGGAGUCUUUUUAUGUCUGCCUUAGAAAAAAUACCAAACCAAGCUGAGAUGUAAGAGCCCCAACCUCACAGAAUAAAGGCAUUUUCUUUUCUCAUGGGUGUUCUUUAGUUUAUUAAUUAAGAAGAUGGUUUCCUGAUUUGCUCCCCGAGGUCAGGAUUGGGAGUGCACUGUCUGUUCCCCAGGUACAAGGGCAUUUCUGCCAUGACCCUCACAGCUGUUUCCACUAUUAUCUGCCCUUUAUGUCCUGUGAUUUGUCCCUUAGAAUCUAAUUGAUGUCUGCUCUGGUUCAGCCCCUGUCAUUAUAUGGCCAUCAGCCUUACCCAACUCUUACCUUCCUUCAAAAGGCCUCAGUUUGUAUUUUUUCCCAAAGCCAACUGCAACAGCACUUGGACACACAGGGCAGAGACAAACCCCAGUUUAAAUUAAAUAAAAGUCUGGUUUGAUGGAAAGCAUGUUUAAAGGAAGCACACUUGAGCUGGCUGCCCAGAGAGGUCAUGGAUAUCCCAUCCCUGAAAAUGCUUAAGGUCAGAGGCUCUGAGCAACCUGGUCUGGUGGGAGGUGUCCCUGCCCAUGGCAGGGGCUUGGAAUCAGAUCAUCUUUGAGGUCCUUUCCAACCCAAUCCAUUCUGUGAUUCUCUGUUAGGUUGAGAGUUUUUUGAGAAUAUUUGCAGUCCCUCCCUCCCAUCAGCCAAUUCACACCAGAACUGGUUCCUGCUAGCCCAGGUCUCAGGCAUUUGAGAGAGCAGCAGAACUGGUGUGCUUUACCCCCAAACAAAUGUUCAUCCCUCACAAAUAAAAGAUGGGCAAAUGGAAAAACAUCCUACCUGGAUGAGCCUUCCUGACAUAAUUAACAAUUAAACUAAAUCAUCUUCCAGAGCCCAAGAGGCGUGAGACCCACCCUGGACAUAUGGGAGGAGAUUGGGACCCCUGGAACUGCCUGUGAAGGGGGUGUUGAGUCCCAGACUGGGCUGGGAUAGUUAUGGAGCCUGGAGCAUACUCACCUGCAGUGCUGGAUUUUUGGGUCCCUUCCCUCUGUGUCAGAGUUUAGCAGGAGCUGUGGAGGUGCUGUGCAGCUCCACCUGGUUGGCCACACCCUACACAUUCAGCAUCCACCUUUCCCAGGUGUCCUGGGAACACCACCCCCUUGGAACAGGGGCUUUUGCAGGGGCUUCACUUUAGGAGUGCGUGGUGGAUGUGCACACUUAGCACCAUUUACAUGUUGAGAAGCCAUCUGAUACAACAGAAUAGAUUAAUUUUGAACCCUGACUGUAGCCCAGCAGGGUUGAUUUGUGUCUUGCUGCUGGUAGAGGGAAGCAUUGCCAGAAAAAGCUACUUCUAAGG
Oenanthe melanoleuca is the source of this 6568-nucleotide messenger RNA. RefSeq names its product calcium dependent secretion activator (gene CADPS). The transcript has 32 exons. The coding region runs from base 1 to 4176 and encodes 1391 amino acids. Gene Ontology annotation, biological process: positive regulation of exocytosis; synaptic vesicle exocytosis; dense core granule exocytosis. The record is from RefSeq and is a predicted model, not a curated record. Lineage: Eukaryota; Metazoa; Chordata; Aves; Passeriformes; Muscicapidae. Gene Ontology annotation, cellular component: glutamatergic synapse.